This is a messenger RNA of Pyricularia pennisetigena, 3087 nucleotides long. RefSeq lists its product as uncharacterized. Gene Ontology annotation, biological process: SREBP signaling pathway; positive regulation of transcription by RNA polymerase II. NCBI's taxonomy places the organism in Eukaryota, Fungi, Ascomycota, Sordariomycetes, Magnaporthales, Pyriculariaceae. Gene Ontology annotation, molecular function: protein dimerization activity. The record is from RefSeq and is a predicted model, not a curated record. Bases 1 to 3087 code for a protein of 1028 amino acids. The transcript is spliced from 2 exons.
AUGGCCGGUCACGAAGACUCGGCUUCGGCCGUCAUCUUUGGCGGUCUCGAAGACCCGUCACUCUCCAACUUCUUCGGUGCCGAUGAUCCAACCGACAACGCCAACAACAACACCAAUCCAAACAGUACUCACAACAGCCCUACCGGUCCAAAUUCCGUCUUCACAGCAGAUUCCAAUUGGCCGGCCUUCGACGAGACCCCGCCCUACGACGCUUACGAAAGUACGAAUCCCUUCGACACUCUCUAUUCGGCCCCCCAGUUCGCCCAGCAGCAGUGGCAGCCGCCCCAAGGCCCUCAGUUCCACGGCCAACCACUCCCGCAGAGGACAUUGGCUCAGCAACAGUCCUCGAGCGGCCCUGCUGUUGCAACCCUUUCGCCUUCAGAUCUCAGUCCCGUCACCCUCCAAGCCGAAUCGGUCAACCUCGUGCAGAACGGCCGCUUCCAGCCGAAUCCGGCAGUUCAACCUCUUACCCCGGCUCAGCAGGAACGGCUUAAGAACAUUGCGAUGCCUGCUCACCUCCAGUACCACUCGCCCAAGAGCGAGCCGAGUCCGAACUCUAGCCCGAGCGAUAAAGAACACGGCGAUACUGCCUCCUCGCCCGAGGCGACUGGAGUAUCCAAGACCAGCAGCAGAAAGCGCAAAUCAUCGGCCGACGACGAAGAAGACGAUGAUGACGAUGGCGACGGAAGCCAACCUGUCAAGAAGACAGCGCACAACAUGAUUGAGAAGAGGUACCGGACCAAUCUCAACGACAAAAUCGCUGCUCUAAGGGACAGCGUACCUAGUCUGCGGAUCAUGUCAAAAAGUGCACGAGGCGAGGACACGACUGAAGACCGGGAAGAGUUGCACGGAUUGACACCAGCACACAAGUUGAACAAGGCGACAGUUCUCAGCAAGGCAACUGAAUACAUUCGUCAUCUUGAGAAGCGAAAUAACCGCCUCAUGAGUGAAAAUGAGUCCAUGCAGCAACGCAUAAACGCAUUCGAGAAACUGUUCAUGGCGGGGGCCAUGAAUGGCGGCAUGAGCCCGAUCCAGCAACCUCCUACUCCGAUCCAGUUCCCCACGGAUGCCCAGGUGUUCAUGGGUGCGCCAAUGACUCCCGGGCCCGACCCUCAGGGCAUGAUCCAGGUGCCUGAAGAUAUGAAGCGCAUCAUUCAGGCCCAAGCAGCCGCCGGCCGCCCAUACCCGAUCGGCAACAACCAAGGCAACUUCCAGCAGAACGCGGCAAUCCUGCGUCAGCAGCAGAUCCAGCAGCAACAGCAACAGCAGAUUCAGCAGAACAGGUGGGGCCAGGCAGCGCCUUACUUUGGCAAGAUGAUGGUCGGUUCCUUGGCCGGUCUCAUGAUUCUUGAGGCUGUUCGAGAAAACGAGCAGAGCACCGGGUCACCAGAGGGUCGUGGACUCUUUGCCAUUCCACUCAACGUCCUCGGCUCAUUCGUCUCUCAAUCUCAUGUCAGCAUCGCAGGCUACUAUGUGUCGGCAGGCCAGAUCAUCUCGUCGCUCAAGUUUAUGCUGCUCUUCGCUGCCAUACUUUAUACCUUCGUCCCAGCAAUGUUCUCGGCCGUGUCGUCAAAGCCACACAAGGCGAAGCAGCAGGCCAGGGCAUCACUGGCCGCUGUACCUUCGCUCGCUUCUCCUAUUCACGUCAGGCGUGAUGCAUGGCUCACUGCUAUACAAACUGUCUGGGUCCCCCGUCACAACUUCAUCCUCGAAGCUGCCGCCCUUGUUAUCAAGAUCAUGAAGCUCAGCCUGCGCAACGCGAUCGGGAUUCACGGAUAUCAGGUAUUGACUGGCCUGACUGAGGAGCAGGAGACGGCCCGGGUCAAGGCAUGGGCAAUUGCCCUUGAUGCUCAGCUUGCCGGAGGGGAUGUCGAGAUCAACAAGAGCAGACUUACACUCACUCUGUUGGCUUCGGGAACUCUACCUGACACGCCACUGCGGCUUAUGCUCAAGGCGCUACACGUCCGUGUGCUCCUUUGGCAAUUCAGCAAGAACGGCCUCUUGAAUCUUGUUGCCGCCAAGCUUGCCAGGUCGCAGUGGAAUAAGGCCAAGCAACUGUUCCGUCUCAGCAACGCAGCUGGCGCAAGCCAGUCUGUUGAUGAUGCACUUCCAGACCAUCUCGCAGUUCUCCUUGAUCAAGACUGCGAUGAUGUUUUGAAUGACGAUGUUGUCCAACGUGCACAUAACCUGGCCUGGAAUCGUCCCACGACUCACAAUGUCGUCGCAGACGUGGAUGGAAUGAACGCAGUAGUCGAGGAUCCAGCGAUCAAAUCACCUCUGGAUGCCGUGGCGGCAUGGUGGUCUAGUCUUAUCCUUCACCAGGUACUUAUCACAAGUCUCACUGAAGGCGUUGAGGCGGAUAACGACGAGGACAAGGGAUCGGCCAGCAGUGCACCCAGCGAUGACGAUAUUGUUCUGGCUGCCAAGGUCGCCCCGAUUGGAUCCAACGCACAGGUCAGGGCUAUCGUUGCUCGUUCAUUCCUAUGCACUAAAAACCGUGGCGCCAACAUUGCCGCCGCUUUGGAGGCUAUCACACCGUCAAAUGCACCGAACAAAUUCAUCGCAGACAGCCGUCUUCACCAGCCUGAUAGUAGCAGACAUAUUGACGUUGACCCGGACGCGAGGAUGGCUCUCCACUGCGCAAUGGUCGCGGCACAUCUCACCUCGGAAAACCCUAAGCCCUCUGCUCUGGAUCUCGUUAGCAAGAUACUCCGAGGUCCCACAGAUGGCCUUACCCUCCUGGGAUUUGCGGCUGCGUUUGGUCUCAUCGCCUCCCUGCACCGCCAUCCAAUCGCUUCAGAGACCUGUUCCGCGUCGAUUGAGCGGAUGUCUGGUGCUCUGAGGAUAUGGAUUGGCGGACCAAGCAGUGACAGAUGUGCGCUGGGUCAAGAUAUCAGGCACGACGUUGUUCAACGAUGUCUCGCAAUCACCAGAGCCGCUGUCGGAAUGGAAACUGACCCUGGCUAUGGGAGCAUGGGCGAAGAGGAGCAGCAGGAAGCCAGGAGAAGUUCAGACGCAAGUUCAAGCAAGCCAGAGGACGAAGACGAGGAGUCUUCCUGCUUCUCAUUCUCGGAAGAAUCUUCCUGA